GCUCCUCCCCUUCAGUCUUGCACAGGUGUAGUGGCUCCUCCCCUUCAGUCUUGCACAGCUGUAUCGGCUCCUCCCCUUCAGUCUUGCACAGGUGUACUGGCUCCUCCCCUUCAGUCUUGCACAGGUGUAGCAGCUCCUCCCCUUCAGUCUUGCACAGGUGUAGCGGCUCCUCCCCCUCAGUCUUGCACAGGUGUAGCGGCUCCUCCCCCUCAGUCUUGCACAGGUGUACCGGCUCCUCCCCUUCAGUCUUGCACAGGUGUAGCGGCUCCUCCCCUUCAGUCUUGCACAGGGUGUAGCGGCUCCUCCCCUUCAGUCUUGCACAGAGUGUAGCGGCUCCUCCCCUUCAGUCUUGCACAGGUGUACCGGCUCCUCCCCUCCAGUCUUGCACAGGUUGUACCGGCUCCUCCCCUUCAGUCUUGCACAGGGUGUACCAGCUCCUCCCCCUCAGUCUAGCACAGGUGUACCGGCUCCUCC
Staurois parvus is the source of this 474-nucleotide messenger RNA. Lineage: Eukaryota; Metazoa; Chordata; Amphibia; Anura; Ranidae. The record is from the annotation of a GenBank genome assembly.